ACGUUAGAGUGGAAACAAGACUGGAAAAAAUAUUCAACGUGUCUCGAGGAGUGUUCCGACGAUGCUUUCGACAGCCGGGUACUGGCUAGUCGGGAUCACCGCGGCUGUGGCAUUCUGCGCGGUGCUUCUCUACCGCAAGGGCACGGAGACCUUCGACCACUGGAAGAACCGGGGAGUUCCCUUCGUGCCCGCGGUGCCGUUCCUCGGCAGCGCGCCCGGGAUGGUGCUGAAGACGUCCGCCCGCUGCGAGGAGUUACGGAGGCUGUACGACCGCCUGGACGGCCACCCUUGCGGCGGGCUGUUCGUCGCGACCACGCCGGUGCUCAUGCUGAGGGACCCGGAGCUCGUCCGUAAGGUGCUCGUCGAGCACUUCGAGUGCUUCACCGACCGCUUCGCCGCUCGCCCGGACGAGCACAGCCCGAUGGCGACCAACAUCUUCCAGGCGUGCGGGUCCCAGUGGCGCUUCCUCAGGAGCAAGAUGACGCCGGCCUUCUCCCCGGCCAGGCUCAGGACGAUGGUCGACACCAUGCGAGGGUGCUCGGAGGCGCUCUGCGAACAGUUGGGACCCGGGGCCGACAGAGGCUCGACCGUCGACGCCAAAGAGCUGUCGAAGAACUUCACCCUGGACGUCAUAGGCGCCUGCGUGUACGGGCUGCAGCUGAACUGCAUCGGCGACCCGGACCCCGUCCUGAAGCGCAUGGCCGAAGACACCACCAGCUUUUCCUGGCGCCUGGCCGCAGCCAGCUUCUUCGGGGCCAAAGUCCCGACGAUCAACUUCUGCGGCCUCAGGCCCGAGGUGGUCAGCUAUUUCUGGGACCUGGCCAAGACCGCCAUCAGGUACCGCAAGGAAGAAACUCGCGAAAGUAACGAUUUCCUGAAUAUCUUAAUCAAGCUGAAGGAACGGGGAUAUAUCGAGUCGGACGAAAAUGAAGAUUCCAGCGAGUCAAGGGGAUGUAAUCUCGACGAGAAAGAAGAUGCCCCUCUAAAGGUGACGGACGACGUAGUGGCGGCCCAGUGCCUGAUAUUCUUCGUGGCCGGGUUCGAGACCACCUCGGCCACCAUCGGCUUCUGCCUGUACGAGCUGGCGCUGAACGCGGACGUCCAGCGCCGGCUGAGGACCGAGGUCCUCCGGGUGUUGUCGCGCCACGACGGGGAGCUGUCCUACCCCGCCCUGAAGGAGAUGGACUACCUGCGCAAGGUCGUGGCCGAGACGCUGCGGAAGCACCCGCCGGCCUCCACGCUCGUGAGGACGUGCACGCGCGCCUGCGUGCUGCCGGGUACCAGGCUGCAGCUGCAGCCGGGGGACGUGGUGCUGGUGCCCAUACCCGGGCUGCACCACGACGAGCGCCACUUCCCGCGGCCGGAGCGGUUCGACCCGGAGCGGUUCAGCGCGGAGCGCGCGCGGCUGCGCCACCGCUACUGCUACCUGCCGUUCGGCGAGGGCCCCCGGGCGUGCAUCGGUUCGCUUCUCGGCAGCGUGCAGGUGAAGGUGGCGGUGGCGGCGCUGGUGUCGCGCUACGAGGUCCAGCCGUGCGCCAGGACCGCGGUGCCUCUGGUGCUGGACCCGAGGCAGAUAGCGCGCGCGGCGGCGGGCGGCGUGUGGCUCAAGGUCACCAGGGCCCCGCCCCGCCGCCCCUCCGAGGAGAACACUAGACACUAGACACCACGCGCGUCCGCCGUCGUAUCGCUGAUCCGUCGCUGAUUAUGAGAGUCGGCAACCCGUCGAUUUGGAUUUUAAAAACCUGGCAAGAAUACAUUUUUCAUAAAAAAAAAAGGGUUCUUUAAAUUUUUCGAUAAAAAAAAUAGUGGAAAUAGUUCCAUAUUACUAGAGACAUGCAAAACUCGCGGAUUCAUUUCGCGAUAGACUAGCAUCAAAACAACUAUACCUUCGUACCGCUUCUGUGAUUGGUCCACCUUUUAUCCGGGGAACUGUGAGCCAAUGGGAAAAACUAAACCAAGAAAGUGCCGAAUUGCGGACAGCCUAGUUGAGACGUCUCACGCGUCAGUAGCCAAUGAACAGGUGUCAUUUCCGCGAGUAUUUAAAGGACUGUGGAGUCUAUCCUAGAGGUCAAUGAAUCCGCGAAUUUUGCAGGUAUUAACAUAUUACGUAUCAAAAUUCAUCCCUUGACCCCGAUGUUAUUUUCCGGUAUAUAUUCUUGAUCAAACAAACAUUCUACUUUCGGAAGACAAAAAAAAAAUCUUGUGGAGAUACCUAUUUACUUUUGUUGUCUACUUACGAUCAUAAUUUAUUGUUUAUUUUUACAAGUGUUUGUCAUGUGCAGGAUCUUUCGAUGUACCAUGUUAAAACUGCAAGCACCAUGUAUCAAUAUUUACAGGAUCAUGUCACCAGGUUCAAGGGAAGAACUUGGAUACCUGAUGCACGUAACUUUUCCCCAGAUCGUGUUUUGUAACUUGGAAAAGUUAAAGCUCAUUGACUAAUAUAAAAAAAUUAAAAAA
Messenger RNA from Bacillus rossius redtenbacheri, 2457 nucleotides. Its product is annotated as probable cytochrome P450 6a13. Bases 62 to 1660 code for a protein of 532 amino acids. The transcript is spliced from 5 exons. Gene Ontology annotation, molecular function: heme binding; monooxygenase activity; iron ion binding. The record is from RefSeq and is a predicted model, not a curated record. NCBI's taxonomy places the organism in Eukaryota, Metazoa, Arthropoda, Insecta, Phasmatodea, Bacillidae.